AUGCCAAGCUACAUCAUCACAUGCAAGGACAACGCAACCCCCGAGCAGGUCGAGGCGGUUAAAAAGCAUGCCACCGACCAGGGCGGCAAGAUUGGACAUGAAUACUCGCUCAUCAAGGGCUUCUCCGUCACCUUUGACAAUGACGCCGUGACGACGCUCGAGUCCCAUGAACACGUCAAAGCGGUCGAGGCGGAUGGCGUCAUGCGAACGCAAUAG
Molecule: messenger RNA, 216 nt
Organism: Drechmeria coniospora
Lineage: Eukaryota; Fungi; Ascomycota; Sordariomycetes; Hypocreales; Ophiocordycipitaceae
Product: putative peptidase inhibitor i9 protein
Exons: 4
Coding region: 1-216 (71 amino acids)
Biological process (GO): vacuole fusion, non-autophagic
Molecular function (GO): endopeptidase inhibitor activity
Source: RefSeq, a predicted model, not a curated record